AAUACCCUUUGCCUUUUUUGUCCAUCUCAGUCUCAGUCUCUGUCUCAGACGACAACUGACUUUUCAAACUCUUUAAAAGUCACCUCUGUCUCUCUCUCUCUCUUUAAAGUCACCUCUGUCUGAGUCUGAGAGAGCUUAAUUGCUGUCUUUUUCUUUCUGAGUUUGAAACUCCCUGCUAGCAAUAGGAAUUUAGCUCUUCAAACAGGUCUAGUUGAUGAGAAAUGGCUGGUUAUGAAAAUGAUGAUAUACCUAUGCUUUUAGACACACAUGCACAGUUCUUGGAUGAACAUCCGGAUUCUCGAUUUCAGAGAUUUGUAUCCACAAGGAGUGCAUCGAUUUCCAUUCCUACGAACUCAAUGGAUUCCCAUGAUAGUGAAACUAACCUUGUGGGCUAUACUGGUCCCUUACGGAGUGAAAGAAGGACUCCAUUCACACAGAUGAGUGGUCCAUUAUACAUUGGCCGUAAACCCGAAAGCCUUUUUCCGGUAAAUCAAGGUGUAACAGGUCAUAAAAAAGUGGAAUCUGUGCCAGAAAAGUUUCCUUCUUCCAGAGGAAAGGAUCGGAAUGAUUGGCUGAAUGACAACUAUGCAGCCAAAAAUGAACAUUUACUGAGGUCUGGGCAGUUGGGAGUGUGCAAUGAUCCUUAUUGCACAGUUUGCCCAACAUAUGACAAUUUCAGAGCCGCUCAACAAAAGAACUCAAAAGCUUCAUCUGUAUUUGAUCCUAAGUUCCGUAAUGUUCUCUAUGGGGAUGCUAAAGGCUGGGCUAGGAGAACUUUUUCCUUUCUCCAACAAUAUAUUCCUGGAGUCAUGAACCCUCAUACUAAAGUUGUGCAACGAUGGAACAAAUUUUUUGUCAUUUCUUGCUUGGUGGCAAUUUUUGUGGACCCAUUAUUUUUCUUCUUGCUGUAUGUACUAAAGGAUAACAAGUGUAUAAUUAUUAACUGGCCCAUGACCACUACAAUUGUGGUUUUCAGAAGUAUGACUGAUCUGGUAUACUUAUUUCACAUGCUUCUUCAGUUUAGGUUGGCUUAUGUGGCCCUAGAGUCGCGAGUGGUUGGUGCUGGAGAGUUGGUUGACCAUCCAAAGAAAAUUGCUCUUAAUUACAUUUGUGGAUACUUUUUUAUUGACUUGUUUGUUGUAUUACCUCUUCCUCAAAUCAUAAUAUUGUUAAUUCUACCAAAAUCUUUGGGAGGAGCCAAUUAUGCCAAAAAUCUUUUACGGGCAGCUGUUCUUGUUCAGUACAUUCCUAGAUUGUAUAGGUUUCUACCUCUACUUGCUGGUCAGUCUCCAAGUGGCUUCGUAUUUGAGUCAGCCUGGGCUAAUUUCAUUAUAAAUCUUCUCAUUUUCAUGUUGUCCGGCCAUGUUGUUGGGUCAUGUUGGUAUCUGUUUGGGUUGCAGAGGGUUAAUCAAUGUCUUCGAGUUGCCUGUGAAAACUCUGGACUUGCGUCAUGUCUGAGUUUUAUAGAUUGUGGGGUUGGAAAAAUUUCUAAACAUUUUUCCGAUGAUCCCAAUUCAACAUGGAAUAGCUGGAAAGAUAAUGUGAAUGCCAGUGCUUGUUUAACUGAAGAUGGCUUUUCGUAUGGGAUUUACAAGACAGCUGUCUCUCUUACUAUGGAACAUAGCAUCAUAACCAAAUAUAUAUUUUCAUUAUUUUGGGGAUUCCAGGUAGCAGCAGUUGAUUGUGGGUUCUGGUGGGUUGACAAUAGUCGACUAUGCUGGUUAGGGUUAGUGGCAGUCAGAUUGUGGGUUUUGGAGGUCCACAGUAGUCAACUAGGCACGACGGUUACCGGUGGUCGGAUUGUGGGUUUAUGGAGGUCCAUGCAAAUCAGUACCCUCGCUGGAAAUCAAAAUCCAAGCUAUUUUGUUUGGGAAGUCCUUUUUACCAUGGCCAUUAUUGGACUGGGCCUCUUGCUCUUUGCUCUUCUCAUUGGAAAUAUGCAAAACUUUCUUCAGGCUCUUGGGCGGAGGAGGUUAGAAAUGUCUUUAAGACGUCGUGAUGUUGAGCAAUGGAUGAGCCAUCGACGCUUGCCAGAAGAACUAAGAAGGCAAGUACGGCAUGCUGAACGGUAUAAUUGGGCUGCUACUAGAGGUGUAAAUGAAGAAAUGCUUUUGGAGAAUUUGCCCGAAGACCUUCAGAGAGAUAUAAGACGCCAUCUCUGCAAAUUUGUUAAGAAAGUUCGGAUAUUUGCCCUGAUGGAUGAUCCUAUCCUAGAUGCCAUUUGUGAGAGACUAAGACAAAAGAUAUACAUCAAAGGAAGCAGAAUUUUGUAUCAUGGUGGCCUGGUUGAGAAGAUGGUUUUCAUUGUACGCGGAAAAGCAGAGAGCAAAGGAGAAGAUGGUAUUGUAGUUCCCUUGUCUGAAGGGGAUGUUUGUGGUGAGGAACUUCUAACAUGGUGUCUUGAGCAUUCUUCAAUAAGCAAAGACGGAAGAAAAAUAAAGAUUCCUGGACAGAGAUUGCUUAGCAAUAGGACGGUAACGUGCUUAACAAAUAUUGAAGCAUUUUCACUCCGAGCUGCAGACCUUGAGGAAGUCACCAGUCUUUUUGCAAGAUUCUUGCGGAAUCCACGUGUUAAUGGGGCCAUAAGGUAUGAAUCACCCUACUGGAGAUCCCUUGCAGCAAUCCGCAUUCAGGUAGCAUGGAGAUACAGAAAGAAACGUCUAAAUCGUGCAGAUACUGCUCAUUCUAAUAAUUCAUCAAGAGUUUGAUUCCAACUAUUAUAUCAUGUAAAUGCACGGUUUUAUGUGACUCCUUGUAGAUCCUGACCAUCAUAUGAAGCUAUAAAUUUUGAUUUACUAUUGCAGUCUUGUAAUGACUUGGUCAUGGUGUAUGUGUGUAGUAAUGUUGCCAAUGACGCAUGUCCAACUUUGGAAAGUAGAUAUUUGGCUACUAAUGCUAAGAAGGUGAUCUUUGCAACAAUUCAUUAUUUAUUGGGAAGGGAUUAGUCUUCUGGAAUAUGCAAAUCGACACAUUUGGUGGGUCA
This is a messenger RNA of Quercus lobata, 2983 nucleotides long. RefSeq names its product probable cyclic nucleotide-gated ion channel 20, chloroplastic. Gene Ontology annotation, cellular component: membrane. Lineage: Eukaryota; Viridiplantae; Streptophyta; Magnoliopsida; Fagales; Fagaceae. The coding region runs from base 222 to 2708 and encodes 828 amino acids. The record is from RefSeq and is a predicted model, not a curated record. The transcript is spliced from 14 exons. Gene Ontology annotation, biological process: transmembrane transport; monoatomic ion transport. Gene Ontology annotation, molecular function: monoatomic ion channel activity.